Salarias fasciatus (jewelled blenny) is the source of this 3347-nucleotide messenger RNA. RefSeq names its product gamma-adducin-like. Bases 253 to 2346 code for a protein of 697 amino acids. Gene Ontology annotation, cellular component: plasma membrane; postsynaptic density; cytoskeleton. The transcript has 15 exons. The record is from RefSeq and is a predicted model, not a curated record. Gene Ontology annotation, molecular function: actin filament binding. Gene Ontology annotation, biological process: barbed-end actin filament capping. NCBI's taxonomy places the organism in Eukaryota, Metazoa, Chordata, Actinopteri, Blenniiformes, Blenniidae.
UUCCCUCCUCUCCUGUGAGAAUAGGCAGCCGCUGUCACGGAGCAGCCGGGGGAGUUCAGGAGAUCAGAGGCAGAGCACCAGUUCCCCCUCCACUGAGAGACCAGAUGACCCUCUUCAAAGUGAUAAUGUAAACAGCUCUGUAGCAGCGACAGGAACUGUGGGAGUCUGAAAUAAAACGUGAAGAAAUCUGCAGCACGAAAAGUGUAAAAACCAGCCUCCUCUAGGACGAGUGGGAGGCCUGGCGGCGAGGACAUGAGUUUGGUGGACGUGAGGCAGACGGCGGGGUCCCUGACCCUGCCCCUGUCCGGCAACGACCCCAAAGAGCGCUACUUUGACCGCGUGGACGAGAGCGACCCCGAGUACCUCCGCAGCAGGAACAUGUCGCCCGACCUGAGGCAGGACUUCAACAUGAUGGAGCAGAAGAAGAGGGUCACCCAGAUCCUGCAGAGUCCAGUGUUUAAAGAUGAGUUGGAGGGACUGAUUCAGGACCAGAUGACUAAGGGCAACACUCCCACAGGCCUCCUGGCGCUGAGGCAGAUUGCUGACCUGGUCAUGGCCAGCACCUUGGGAGGCGCCGGCCCCCUGACUUCGCCUAUCAGCUUCGGGAUGGUGUCUCCAGUCAACGACUUGUUCGGCAUCGAGUCUCCCUCUUUUGCCAAAGGGGAGAAGCAGAGUCGCUGCAGGCUGGCCAGCCUCUACAGGCUGGUCGACCUCUUCAGCUGGGCUCGCUUUACAAGCUCCUACAUUACUGUGCGAGUCAGUAAAGAGCAGGACCACGUCCUCAUCUGUCCACGGGGUCUCUCGUUUGCUGAGGUGACGGCAGGAAACCUGGUAAAAGUGAACAUCAUCGGGGAAGUGGUGGACCCCGGCUCCACUGAUCUCGGCAUCGACCAUUUCGGAUUCGCGGCUCAUUCGGCCAUCUACUCGAUGCGCCCUGACGUGAGAUGCAUCGUCCACAUACACACCCCGGCUACAGCGUCGGUGUCCUCCAUGAAGUGUGGAGUCCUGCCCAUUUCCCAGGAGGCUUUGCUUCUCGGAGAUGUGAGCUGCUUCGGUUACCAUGGCAGCCUGGAUAAUAAAGAGGAGAAGGUGGAGUUUCAGAAGGCUCUGGGCCCGACUGCCAAGGUGAUGAUCCUGAGAAAUCACGGGCUGCUGGCUUUGGGGGAAACGGUAGAAGAAGCAUUUCACUAUGUCUACCAUGCGCAGCAAGCAUGUGAAAUCCAGGUGAACGCCAUGAGGUGUUCAGGCGGCACGGACAGCCUGGUGCUGCUGGACCGGGAGAAGCUGAAGCCCCUGACCCAGGGAGUGGCCUCUGCCGGGGUGGUGAUUGACAGCGAGGUCAAGUGGAAAGUGGGCGAAGCCGAGUUCGAGUCCCUGAUGAGGAUGCUGGACAACCUGGGAUACAGGACAGGUUACUCCUACCGGUACCCCAUCGUCCGCGAGAAACCCCGCUCCAAGAACGACGUGGAGAUCCCGGCCACGGUGUCGGCGGUGCCGCUGGACGAGAGCGAGCUGGGUCUGCGCAGCCCUCUGAAGUUCAUGGCGCAGAAGCAGCAGAGGGAACGGACCCGGUGGCUCAACUCGCCCAACAGCUACUUGAGGGUCAACGUUCCCGAGCAGUCGCCCAGCGGGGACGUCAGCCCCCGGACCAAAACCAUGUGGAUGAAGUCUUCAGAGCCGGGAAACAGCGUUGGCACCCCCAUAAAGAUUGAGGAUCCGAACCAGUUUGUACCACUGAACACGAAUCCCACUGAGGUGCUGGACAAGAGGAACCGGAUAAAAGAGCAGCACAGAGGAGACCAGAUGACUGCAGGACCAAAGUCUCAGCUGCUUGCAGGCAUUGUUGUGGACACCAAACCGGGACCUGCUUUCAUCAUUGAGGAUGAGGAGCAGACCCGCUCUCUUCCUCCCAACCCUUUUAAUGAACUCUCGGAGAAGGAUCUGGAGGAAUACAAGAACAUGGUGGAAAAGAAGCAGCAAGGUCAAGAAGACGAAGAAGAUGCCACCGAUGCAGACGAGAUGACGACGUUUGACGGCUCCACUAUCUCCCUCUCCCUCUCUCCCAUGAUGACGCCAGAUAAGCAAGACUCGAUACCCAACGGGAAGGACCACUCGGCAGAGACGGAGGAGGAGGAUCUCAGCGUCGAGGUGUCGAAGCUGAGCCUGAGCACUUCGGAAACGGUGGAAAUCUCCAUAACGACAAAGGAGAAGAAGCCGGGGGAGGAGGCUCAGACCCCAGAGAGCCAAAGCAAGUCCCCCAAGAAAAAGAAGAAGAAGUUCCGCACACCUUCGUUCUUGAAAAAGAGCAAGAAGAAGAAGGAGGACAAAGAGAAGAGCGAAGCCUGAGCGCCGCUUCUCCGAAUGCAAAGAGCAUUUCUGCGAGGAAAAUAUGUGAAACGCCUUCUUAAUUUCUAGUUUGUUGAAUUGAAGUGAAAUGACUGAAUCUUAGAAGGCCUCGCAGAGCAGAGCUGUUUUCCCUCAUCCACAGUGACGACUCAAUGUGAAAGUGUUCCUGAGACGUGCCAGCAGACCGGUCUUCUGUUCAGUAAGAUGAAAUCAGUUGAAGAGUGAAUGCACAGCUGCAUUUCAAGGCUAUUUACCCAUAUUUUUAAUGGGGUUUUACCGCGGGGCUUCACGGGACACUACUUCUCCGAGUCCGGACCUGUUACAUAACGCUGGUUUCUCGUCUCCUUUUUUUUUUUUUUUUUUUUUUUUUUUGCACAAGUUCAUGGUUGAAUGUACACUGACAGCAACACAAACUGUUUAUAGACAUAUUAACAGACAUACCAGUGGUGUUAUAGUGGAUGAAGAAUGUCAAGAGUAUACAAUAUUUAUCCUUAUAAGAAGUACGACUUGUAUGUAUUCAUAAGUAUAGUUAUACAACUUGUAAUAACACGUUACUUUAUAUUACAAGUAUUUUACUGUAGUGUUCGACAGUUACUUAUAUGAUUUAUUUACGUACUAACUCCUGAACUAAACAUACUGUGAUUGGAGAACGCUAAUAAUUCGUUUUACAUUUAUUUGGUCAUUUCCUGGAGGCUGUUGCUUUCUGAGAAGGGACUGACUGUGACUGACAGAGCGCUCAGACGGACUUCUGUAGGGCCGAGAGGAAAUCACUCAUUUGCAUGUUGACAAUGAAAGUGCCAAAUCAAGAAUGAGGGAGAGUUGACUGAGAUGGAUGUUUGGAUGAAGUGUAACGGCGAGAUCCCCGGGAGGAAGCUUUUCUCCUCCGGCCUCUGAGCUUGACGUAAACCGGUGGUUUUCAGAGUGUGAGCAGGAGGCCGCCUUUUUUUCCCAGCAUGAUGUUGAAGAAUUCACUUGUAAAAAAAAAAAAAAUAAUAAUAAUA